CUGAAAGAGCUUUCUAGGUAUGAAAAGCUAGUCGCACCACUUCUCUCUCGUCUUUCAUCUUCGUCAAGUGGAGGUGGACGAGAUGAGGAUUCAAAAGAAUGGGUGUGGCUUGGGAAGGCAAGAGCAGAUACAAGUAGCAUAGGUUCGCGCUAUUCUCAAAAGUCCACCAUACAUGCAGUUGAGCAGUCGUCCCCAUCUUAUGACGAGAACACUCAGACAAGUAUUUCUUAUCGUGGUUCCGAAAUCAGUGUUUUCAUCUCACCGACACCAGUAGUUGCUGUACACGCGGACUACGAGCCACAGUGCGGCGGUAGCUGGCGGUCGAACGGUGGUAAAGCGAGGACUCGAGCUGGUCGCCAUGCCCUCAUUGACUCGUCGUCGGACCAUAAUCUCGCCAGGGUGGUCGCCAGAACCGGUAAGACUCCUCCUGUACUGCCCCCUAUUUUCAGAAAUGAGGGAAUUAUUGGCAGUCGGUGCUAA
This is a messenger RNA of Haemonchus placei, 480 nucleotides long. Lineage: Eukaryota; Metazoa; Nematoda; Chromadorea; Rhabditida; Trichostrongylidae. The record is from the annotation of a GenBank genome assembly.